UUGAGAAGAUGCCCAAAGUAAAGAGAAGCAGGAAAGCUCCUCCGGAUGGCUGGGAACUGAUUGAACCAACAUUGGAUGAGCUGGAUCAAAAAAUGAGAGAAGCGGAGACUGAGCCUCAUGAAGGGAAGAGGAAGGUAGAAUCCCUCUGGCCCAUCUUCAGAAUUCAUCACCAGAAAACACGCUACAUCUUUGAUCUCUUCUAUAAGAGAAAAGCUAUUAGCAGAGAACUGUAUGAAUACUGUAUCAGAGAAGGAUAUGCUGACAAAAACCUGAUUGCAAAGUGGAAGAAACAGGGUUAUGAGAACCUUUGCUGCCUGCGCUGUAUCCAGACUCGGGAUACCAACUUUGGAACUAACUGCAUUUGCAGGGUCCCAAAAAGCAAGCUGGAAGUGGGGAGAAUCAUUGAGUGCACUCACUGUGGAUGCAGAGGCUGCUCAGGGUGAAAUCUUUAAAAACUGGACACUUCUUUUGAGGUUCUGAAAAGUGCUGAUUCCACAUCAUGGACUUUUACUGCUAUAAUUGUCUUGUAUAAACCCUGCAGUGAGUCAAGCUUCCUUUAACAGUCUGAACAGCAAUAUGUCCACCUGGAUCAUAAAAUGCAGUAGUGAGUGAUUUUGAUUAGUCUUGUGUAUCCAUUUUAUUUUAAAAUAAAAUUUUACCUCCCCCACA
Molecule: messenger RNA, 669 nt
Organism: Chelonia mydas (Green sea turtle)
Lineage: Eukaryota; Metazoa; Chordata; Testudines; Cheloniidae
Gene: BUD31
Product: BUD31 homolog
Exons: 4
Coding region: 9-443 (144 amino acids)
Biological process (GO): mRNA splicing, via spliceosome
Cellular component (GO): spliceosomal complex; nucleus
Source: RefSeq, a predicted model, not a curated record